GUCCUACUCGCGUUGCAGCAGAGAAAGCAAAUUGAAAUAACAACAUCACACGUACAGCCGUAAUAUUGAUUUAUUUGGUGCUGUGCGCCGUCGCUUUUCAUAGUUGUAGGUACCUGAUCUCAUAUUUUUUUUCACUGGUUUGCACUGUUGCCCAUGUCGUCAGCGGUGCGAGUGUCGCCGCCUGUGCUGGGGGAAUGCGCUGUCGAUGCCGUCCCCACCACCGGUGCCGUCCUUGCCGGUCCGGUGCACCGCACCUUCACGGAUGAUAACGUGCGCGUGCGUGAAGUGGCGGGCGCUGUCUCGCCUUCCGUCUUCGUGGAUGGGUCGCCAAACAGUGCAGGUGGGCCACUGCCCCACACGCGGUCCGGCAAGUAUUUCGCCUCGUCUCACGCCGCUGCUGCCGCGCCGUCCUUGUCUUCGCCUGCAUCGAAGGAGCGCAGCAGCGGCGGCAGCGGCGGCAGCAGUCGUCGGCGUCUGCUGAGGCGAAUUCUCUGCUGCCCCCACCGCAUCCAGCUCUGCCUCCGCUCUGCUGUUCCUCUCAAGGAGAACAGAGGCGCACGAGAGGCGUCUCCGCUGCGCGUCUGCGCUGGCACAGCCACCGCCGUGCUGCUCGCGCUGCUUUUUAUCGGCACCGUCAUCUUCAUUGUGGUGCUCGUGGUGUUGCUGACCGGCGCACGGCAGCUCCCGGAGCGCCAGACGCUAGCACCGAUGCGUUUCGAAACGAGGUCAGCCGGCGCGGCUGGCGUGCGCCACGACAGCGACGGCGUCAUCGCCGCCUCACUGGACAACGUGAGGCACCUGCUCACCGCGGAGCGCCUCCAGCACUUUCUUCAGCGGACCCCCGCAGCGGAGGAGGAGCGGCGCCGUGCGCUGCGCAACGACACGCUGCCCGCUGCGGCGAGGGACGUGGGCGACUUGGUGGGCCUCGCGCGGACGCUGCCGGAGCAGCAGCGGGUGUCGGCGCAGCUGGCGCGGGUGCGCGCGUACGUGGCGGCUGUGCACGCGCACGACGCUGGUGUGGGGCUCGCGGAGCUGAGCGACUUCCUGCGGAGCGUGCCGGGCCGCGGUGCCGCGCUGGAGCGGGCGGCGUCGAAGGCGGCGGGCAGCCCCGGUGUGGCGGCUGCGCUGGCGGGGCGUGCGGCGGGUGCGCGGGUGCGUGCGUUGCUGCGCGGGUUCGUUGCUGCGCCGGCGGGGCAGGCGGAGCGGGUGGGGCUGCGGCCGUUCGACGACGUGGCGAUGCUGCGGUACCGGCAUGCGUGGAUGCUGUCGGAGGUUGUGCCGCGGCUUGCGGGGCGGACCCGCGGUGGCGGCGGUGGUGGGCCGGUGAGCGCGGCGGACGUGGCGCGUGGCGCUGCGCGGAAGGCGGAGCUGUACGAGGCUGCGUCCGUGUUCAACCACGUGUACUACUACCCGCUGCGGCGCUACGCGGCGAUGCAGGCCUUCUCGCCCGCGACGGUGGCGGACACGGACGCGUGGUACACGGAGGUAGCGGCGGGCGUGCAGGCGCGCUUCGGCGCUGCGCAGGCGGUGGCGGCGCUGUCGCUGCCUCUGCUGCCUGCGGCGCGCGCGGCGGAGGUGGCGCACCUGCGGGAGCCUGACGACAUGGAGUGGAUGCCUGCGGGGCUGCGCGCCGAUGCCGCGGUGAACCGGCAGACGAUCUUCAUCAGCCUGGCGAGCUACCGCGACACGGAGUGCGCGCCGACGGUGCUGGAUCUGUUCCGCGCGGCGCGGAACCCCUACCGCGUGUAUGUUGGGCUGGCGCAGCAGAACGUUGCGGGGGACACGCCGUGCCUGCUGCCGGAGAUGUACGGCCCCUUCCUGUGCCCGUCGGCUGGCGAGGCGCUGGACGCUGCUGCUGCUGCGCGGGAGGCGGAGGCGCGGCGCCGCAGCCUGGGCGGGGGUGACGGCGUGGACUUCCGCCUGGUGCACCCCGGCAGCGACGCAGCGCACUUCGACGAGCGGGUGUGCUUCUUGGCGGACCACGUGCGGGUGCGCGACAUCGAUGCGCGGCAGGCGAAGGGCCCCACGUAUGGCCGGUACAUGGCGAUGCUGCUGUACCGCGGUGAGGCGGUGGCGAUGGUGCUCGACUCGCACAACAAGUUCCGCCCCAUGUGGGACACGCUGGGUGCGUCGUUGCUGCGGCGCUACGAUGACCCGAAGGCGGCGCUCUCCCACUACCCUCAGGCGUACGAUCCCGAGAAGGAAAGCAAGUUAGAUGUAUACGCGAGGACCACCGCGUACCUGUGCAAGGCGGUGUUUCACAACAUCUUCGCCUAUCUGCAACUGCGGGCGAUGGUGAUUGGGGAAGCCGACGAAUUUGCGAAUAACAUGCGGUACAACGCACCGUAUGUGGCGACUGUCGAGGAGAAGGCGCCGGUGAGGAGCUACCGCCUGCCGCAGCCGUGGGUCGCAGGGGGAUUUCUCCUCACGAACAGCACGAUCUUCCGCGACGUGCCCUUCGAUCCGCAUCUGCCGUACGUCUUCGAUGGCGAGGAGGUGCUGUACUCUGCGCGGCUGUGGACGCACGGGUACAACAUCUACUCCCCUCCACGUGGGCUGUGCUUCCACAUUUACGGCCGCCCCAAGGCGCCGAAGGUGUGGGAUGUCACGGCGUUGUGGUACGCUGUGCAAGACCGUGUGCGGCCGCGCAUUCAGUUCUUUCUGCAGUCGCACCUGAAAGGACGUCCGGGCCUGAUUGUGCCGGCAGACACGACGAACGCGUACGCGGUGGUGGAUGCGAGUCGGUACGGGAUGGGCCGGCAGCGCACGGUGGCGCAGUGGUAUGACUACGCGGGCGCGGACGCGGUGAACUACACGUUAGAUGGCCGGUGGUGCGGUGUGGACACGACGACGUAG
This is a messenger RNA of Leptomonas pyrrhocoris, 2856 nucleotides long. RefSeq lists its product as hypothetical. NCBI's taxonomy places the organism in Eukaryota, Euglenozoa, Kinetoplastea, Trypanosomatida, Trypanosomatidae. The coding region runs from base 154 to 2856 and encodes 900 amino acids. The record is from RefSeq and is a predicted model, not a curated record. The transcript has a single exon.